Messenger RNA from Daucus carota subsp. sativus, 1386 nucleotides. RefSeq names its product haloacid dehalogenase-like hydrolase domain-containing protein At4g39970. NCBI's taxonomy places the organism in Eukaryota, Viridiplantae, Streptophyta, Magnoliopsida, Apiales, Apiaceae. Bases 108 to 1034 code for a protein of 308 amino acids. Gene Ontology annotation, molecular function: hydrolase activity. The record is from RefSeq and is a predicted model, not a curated record. The transcript has 11 exons.
AGAAGAUACAAGAGAAUGAGGAUUGAGGCGGGUAAAAUAUUAAACGGUUGGAACAAAAAGCGAAGAAACCAACGCCACUAAAUAAACACUAUCCACCCCUUCCAUCAAUGGCGUCCACGACAGCGACGCUUCUCUUCCCCGCCAUCCACCACCGUCGUCAUCGACUCUCGCCGCCAAUCCACACCUCUCUCGCUUCCGCUUCUCUGCAGCAACGGCGCCGAGCAACUUCUCUGUCAGUUUCAGCUUCUUCCCCUUCAUCAUCUUCACGGUCGCUGGAAGCUCUUAUAUUCGACUGCGACGGCGUCAUUCUGGAGUCCGAGCACUUGCAUCGCCAAGCUUAUAACGACGCUUUUGCUCAUUUCAAUGUGGUGGUUCCUCCCUCCUCUCAGCCACUCAACUGGUCUCUUGAGUUCUAUGAUGUUCUUCAGAAUCAAAUUGGUGGCGGCAAACCUAAAAUGAGAUGGUAUUUCAAAGAACACGGAUGGCCGUCUUCCACGGUUUUUGAGACGCCUCCAGAAGAUCAUUCUGAUAGGGAAAAUUUGAUUGAUACUCUUCAGGAUUGGAAGACUGAAAGGUAUAAGCAAAUUAUCAAAUCUGGCAGUGUGGAUCCCAGACCAGGAGUUUUAAGAUUGAUGGAUGAAGCAAAGGCUGCAGGAAAAAAGUUAGCUGUUUGCUCUGCUGCAACUAAAAGUUCUGUAAUACUCUGUCUUGAAAGCCUUAUUGGCGCUGCGCGCUUCCAAAGUCUUGAUUGCUUUCUUGCAGGUGAUGAUGUUAAGGAAAAGAAGCCCGACCCUUCAAUUUACUUGACAGCACUUACGAGACUUGGUGUGUCAGAGAAAGAUUGUCUAGUGGUGGAGGAUAGUGUCAUCGGGUUACAGGCAGCAACUGGAGCUGGGAUGUCGUGUGUGAUUACAUAUACAUCAUCAACGGCUGAGCAGGAUUUUGGAGAUGCCAUAGCCAUAUAUCCCGACUUGGGUGAAGUUGGAUUGGGAGAUCUAGAGUCCUUGCUUGAAAAAGUUGCCGUGGUGAAUUAAAAAUCAUUGAUGUGCAUAUAUAUAUAAUCUGCAAAGCAAGAUCUGUUUGAUCCCGAUUGAUCAAAAAUGAAGGGACGGCUGACAUCAAUAUUCUUUUAAAGUAAGUAUACGACACAGCCAUAUGAAUAAAUGAUUUGGUGGACUUCGAUAAUUAAUACUAGUUUUAGAUAGCUGACAUUGGUUAUUACUAGUUUUUAUAAUGUAACUGUUUGUUGUAUGAUGGGGAUGUAAAACGAUACAAGACUGGCCCCGUUUUGUUUGUGACAUUCUGUUAUUAUACGAGUCAUGCUCAAAUUCCCAGCAUUUGAUUUAUGAGAGGAAGUUUAACUAGCUAUUUAACCAGAAAAACAAA